GGUGAAGAAUUAAGUGUAAACCAAAACAUCUUCCGAUCUCAUUUAUUACCAACAAAAUCCUUUAAUUUGUGUACAUGGGUUCUGGUUUUUCGACCAAUUUUCCGGUCAACAAUGAUGAAACUCCGGCGAGUUGCAGUCAUCUUCCACCGAAACAGCUGGGUGGUCUCGGAGACUUGCCGGAAAACUGUUUGGCCAUGGUGCUCGACCACUUUGACCCUCCAGAGAUCUGUAAGUUGGCCCAUGUGAAUCGAGCUUUUUAUCGAGCUUCGUGUGCUGAUGUUUUAUGGGAAUCGAAGUUGCCGGAAAACUAUGGUGUUCUUGUGAAGAAACUGCUUAAGGUUUACGAGUAUGAUUGCCGUUUGUCUAAAAAAGAUAUCUAUGCAAGAUUGUGUCGUCCGGUUCGUAUCUCCUCUGGUACAAAGGAAGUAUGGAGCGAGAAGAGAAGAGGAGGGAUAUGUAUGCUGGUUUCUUGGAAGGGGAUGAAGAUCACCGGAAUACAUGAUCGGAGAUAUUGGGCCCACAUCUCCACUCUUCAAUCCAGAUUCCAAACAAUUGCAUAUCUUCGACAAAUAUGGUGGCUAGAAGUUGAAGGACACGUUGAUUUUUAUUUUCCAACUGGUAUAUACAGUUUAUUUUUUCGACUGCAUCUUGGAAAACCGUCUCAAGGGCAAAACCAACACAGUUCAUCCAAUAAUCAAGAAAUUCAUGGUUGGACCAUCAAUCCUGUUCAAUUCAAAUUUUCUAUAUCAGAUGGUCAGAAUGCCAUGUCAAAACACUUUCUAAACAAGCAAGGCAAAUGGCUAUGUUAUCAUGUAGGAGAUUUUCAUGUUAAGGAAUCAUAUGAACCAACAAAGAUCAAGUUUUCAAUGACCCAAAUCGAUUGUACUCAUCAAAAAGGAGGUUUGUCAUUGGAUUCCGUACUCAUUUGUCCUUGUGGAACUAAGACACAUGGCAUAGUUUAAGGCACACAGGGUUCGAUGGGUCAUGUAUCUAGAUCGUACGCACAUGCUCUAUUAUCCGUCAAGCUUGCACCUACGAGUUGGACUUAUCGAGCCUUUGUAGAUAUUGGAUACUUGGUGUUUUCAUGUGCGAGUUAUGUAUAGAGAAGCAUGAAUGGUGUUGGUUGUUCUUUAUACAAAUGUAAGCUUGUAUUUUAACUUGCAUAGUCCUUUGAACUUCAAACAUUUUGGGCUUCAAUUCUUGUGAAUAUUUUAGAUGAAGUUUGAUUGA
This is a messenger RNA of Cynara cardunculus var. scolymus (artichoke), 1230 nucleotides long. RefSeq names its product F-box protein PP2-A13-like. The record is from RefSeq and is a predicted model, not a curated record. Gene Ontology annotation, molecular function: protein binding. NCBI's taxonomy places the organism in Eukaryota, Viridiplantae, Streptophyta, Magnoliopsida, Asterales, Asteraceae. The transcript is spliced from 3 exons. The coding region runs from base 75 to 962 and encodes 295 amino acids.